Molecule: messenger RNA, 2383 nt
Organism: Brachypodium distachyon (stiff brome)
Lineage: Eukaryota; Viridiplantae; Streptophyta; Magnoliopsida; Poales; Poaceae
Exons: 2
Source: RefSeq, a predicted model, not a curated record
UUUGGUGGGGCUGAAGCGAAACAUGUGGAGACGGCACGAGAUGGAGUCGCCGUCUCCCGUUAUCAAGCCACCUCCUGCAUCCUCUGCCGUCCCUUCUGCGAAAUUUGGCGUGAGACCAGCAAAAAGCAGCAAUGGUUCUUAAAUCGGCUGGUAUGCCACGCGAGACCUGAGAGGCUACAGCCUAGAGCGACGCAAAGGCCCCCCAAGUCCCCAACCACUCCCCACUCCACAACCAAAGCUCGGAAGCGAUGUCGACGACCGCUUGGCGUUGACCCAGCUCCGGCGCCGCCGGCCGUCGAUGGCGCGGCCUUCUUCUACUGCAACGCGACGGCCUUCGUGGCGUCCCUGGUGGUCGUGGUGCUGCUCCUCCAGAGGAACCAGCGAAUCAGGCGCUGCACGCUGCGGGCCGCCAUGACCCUGGACUUUGUUUGCCUGAUUGGCGCCUUCGCCGCCGCCGCCGGGGGCUACGGCUACGGGAGAACCCAGAUCUCCACCUACGUCGUCGCGCUGGUCGCCGCCGUCCUCUCCUUCCCCUUCAUCAAGUGUCUCGUGUUCUUAUACUAUCUCGUGAAGAAUCUGAUCCACGAAGCGCUCAGAAGGUACCUGCAAUUGGGGAGACCGGAGCACCGAAUCCACGAGGAGCAGAAAAGCAGAGCAUCCGAGCGCGCCGAUGACGACGCCUACAAGAUACUCCUGAAAUCGCACAAGUACCUGCUCCUGCUCGGCAUUCUUUCGGCGAGUAUCACAUACCAAGCCGGAUUGAACCCUCCGGGAGGCAUCUGGCAAGACAACGCCGCCGAUGGUCGUCCCCAUAACCUCGCCGGUGACCCGGUCCUCCACAUCACGUAUCCCCGGCGAUACCUGGUCUUCUUCUACUGCAACGCCACCGCCUUCGUUGCCUCUCUGGUCAUCCUCGUACUCCUCUUGAGCAGCAUAUUCAGAACUCAGAGGAUCAAGUACUACACGCUGCAAGCCGCCAUCAUCCUGGACCUGUUUGGCCUCAUGGGCGCCUACGCCGCAGGGAGCUGCCGGAAGGUGUCCACAUCCGUGUACGUCUCCUUCCUCGCUGUGGCGGUGUUCCUCUACGUCGGCAUCCAGUGCGUCGUCAUCAUGACAAGAGAAGCGGCAAGGGAGAAGGUGGAGCAACGCCCGCCUGGGUGGCUCAAGGAUCAAGUGUUCGAGGGGCACGCAGAGGGGGAUGAGCAGGCGACGGCCAUGGAACGGAAAUCGGAGAAGAGGCGCAAGCUUCUGCUGCUGCUCGCGAUCCUCGCGGCGAGCCUCACCUACCAAGCCGGCAUGAGCCCGCCAGGCGGAUUCUGGCAAGAGAACGAGUCCGGCCAUGUCGUCGGCGACCCGGUGGUGAACGACAACCACCGGCGCCGGUACAAGGCCUUCUUCUACCGCAACGCCAUGUCUUUUGUGGCGUCUAUCGUCAUCACCAUGCUGCUGCUAAACAAGAGGCUGUCGGCGAGCGGCAUACGGUCGCACGUGCUACAGGUGUGCUUGAUCAUCGGCCUCAUGGGCGCAUUCGCCACCGGGAGCUACAGAAAGAUAUCCAUGGUCGAUAUCCUGUUUCUAUUCUUGGCGGUCAUAGUCUGCAUCUCGCUCCAAAUUGCAUCGUUCGUCUCUGGAUCGGCACGAGGUCCCGAGAAAAGGCUCGCACCGGAGCUCGGACGGCCUCAGGUCCUAGGAGUGGAGGACGACCACGGCUCCGGCGCCUCCUCGUUGUCGAUUCCCCGAGAACAACUGGUCUCGCCUCUGUUCCAUGGAGCGUGCAAGGUGAUCGACUCGCUCCGUUCCGGUACAUGGAUGUUGGUCUUCUUCUUGGUGAUUUGGCAGCCCGCGCUGAGGCAAAACCUGAAGGUGAAGUUCAAGGUGUCCAAGAUAUCGGCCGUACUGGGCGUGCUGCUUGUAAGUGCGGUCCCGAUGACGGCUACUACCACCAUGGACACUCCGUGCACUGCUACGCCGUCGAGUACCAGCAUGGUCCGCCGCCCCAGGGAUCCGCCUCUCGUGAAGCCUGAGGAUGAGCCGACGAGGCCUAGGAGGAACCGUAGGCCUAAUAGCCAGCUGAUCGGCGGCGACUGGGUCAACUGAUAAUCGGCCGAGCAGUGUGUAUAUGUACACACCUCGCGUACGUCACUUUCGUCAUUUAUUUUCAGUAGCUUUUAACUAGCGAGUUAGGCGCCUCGACCGGGUCGCGUGGGAUGGCACGAUGGCAACCGGGAGUGGCACGUUUAGUGGCGAAGUCACGUCGAGCGUCAUGGGAUGGCAUGGCCUCGCGAGAUCAGCUUGUAGUUUCAUGCAUAUCCGAAUCACUUCGAUGCCGGUAUAAAUAAAGGGAAGAAAGCAACAGAAAAGUCUGCACGUUUUACACAGCGCA